UGAAGCAUCCAACAGAUUCUCCGUGCCCUCAACAGCUCUUAAACUGCGCCAUUCCCUUGUGAAAGUGUCGUAUAUUUUGCAAGGAGAGGCUCUGCGUCAAGGGGAUGAUGACUUGAAGUCGAAAGCAGAGCAAUUCAUGAAGUUGAUUGAACUUGAAUGGACGACACAUGUGUCAUCCAAUGCCCUGAAAACAUUGUAUCAGAAGAAAUGGAACAGCCCCCAAAUACUGCCCUUGUCGGAAGACAUCAAAAAGCUCCAGGACCACCUGAAAUGCCAUGAGGAGGUUCACAAAAAAAUCUUACAGAUCAACCGACACAAAAAUCAUGGAGUGAGCUCUCCCAAGUCACUCUGGCACAGUUGAUCCUGUUCAAUCGCCACCGUGAAGGAGAAGUUUCGAGAAUGGAAGUCAACACAUACUUACAGAGGAGCAAACACAGCAUGCAUGAUGAGAUUUUGGAGAGCCUUUCACCGUUUGAAAAGAAACUGUGUGAGAAUCUCAUCAGGGUAGAGGUACGGGGGAAAAGGGGCCGCAAAGUACCUGUGCUGUUCCCGACAAACAUAAAAGAUUCAGUGGAACUUCUGAUUCAAACAAGAGAAGAGGUUGGGAUUUCCCCAACCAAUCCCUACAUUUUUGCCCGUCCAUUUUAUGGAUCCCAGGAAAGCAUUCGUGGAUAUGACAGCUUGAAACGGUUUGCUGAGAGCUGUGGAGCAAAACAGCCAGGGAAUCUCACAUCAACUAAACUGAGAAAGCAUGUAGCCACAGUUUCACAGCUCUUAAACCUGCAAACCCAUGAACUUGAUCAGCUGGCAACUUUCAUGGGACAUGAUAUUGAGGUCCAUAGGGAGUUUUACAGACUACCUGAAGAAACACUACAGAUGGCGAAAGUCAGUAGACUCCUUUUUGCUCUGCAAGAUGGAAUGGGCAAAUUCAAAGGGAAAUCCCUGGAUGAUAUCACACCAAACAUCAACUCUGAAGAGGAGUCCAGCAACUCAGAUGCAGAUGUCCAAUCUGAGGAGAGUGCUACCAGAAAUCAAAAGGAAACUUCAGAGGAUGCACACCGCAAAGAGAGGCCUGCUACAUCAAGCAAGACAACUGAGGGCUUUAAAAAAUCAUCAUUGCCAUUGUAUCAAAAAGGGAAAUCCAAAAGGCCCUGGUCAAAGACAGAGCGAGAAGCCAUUGGAAAAACAUUUCAAGGACUUCCUGAAGGAAAUGAAGAUCCCUGGAAAAGAGGACUGCCAAAGAUGCCUAAAUGACAAUCAGGCCCUAAGGGAUAAUGGAAGAGACUGGAAAGCAGUGAAAUACUUUGUGCACAACAAAAUUACAGCUAUGAAGAGGACUUUGUGCUCACUACGAUAAGACCAGUAAUGUUGACACCUCACAUUAUAGAUCACCCCAAACCAUCUGGAUACUGAGAGCUCGCAUUAUGGAGUACCAAGGUAACUACCUGAUCACUGGGAG
Molecule: messenger RNA, 1459 nt
Organism: Scomber scombrus (Atlantic mackerel)
Lineage: Eukaryota; Metazoa; Chordata; Actinopteri; Scombriformes; Scombridae
Exons: 4
Coding region: 400-1254 (284 amino acids)
Source: RefSeq, a predicted model, not a curated record